CGAGUUGAACUGGUUUGACAAUCCCAAUCUCAGCAGGAAGUUGUUUGAGUAAACACCCCCUUCUGCUAUUUUAUCACUUUGUCGCAAAGGCUAUAAGGACAAGGAUCACUGACCAACACGGCUUCCCAGCUUGUUUUCUGACUCGCAGGGAAAUGAGAUAAAGCUUUCCAAAUUUAUCGUUUCAGCGGAAACAGUACAAGUAAAAAUGGCACAGAUGGAACCCCAAGAGGACAGUCCCAAAACCUCAACAGAGGAGCUCACAGAGGAAGAGUUCCUCAAAAAUCUCUACCUUUUCAUGAAGAAGCGAGACACCCCCAUUGAGAGGAUCCCUAAUCUGGGCUUCAAACAAAUUGAUUUAUUUCUGAUGUUCAAGACUGUCAGUGACUUGGGUGGCUAUCAUCAGGUGACUUCUCAUCAGCUGUGGAAACGGGUUUACAACACACUGGGAGGAAACCCUCGAAGCACAAGUGCAGCCACCUGCACACGCAGACACUAUGAAAAGUUGCUUCUACCUUACGAGUGUCACCUGAAAGGCGUAUUAAUGAGUACCGUGCCUCACCAUCAGCAGAGACCUUACCGCUACAACAAAGAUGACGAUGGGGGCCAAAGGCCAUCAAAACGCAGGCUGUCAACACUACCGCCGGGACCUCACUGCUUCCAGUCAGACCCACACGGGAAUCUCUACCCUCUGCCUCUCCAGUACCACCAUUACUACCAUCCAGCACACCCUCUUCUGCCAUCUUAUGUCCCUAUCGCGCCCUCUGCAAUAACACCACAUGGCCCCCCUGCUCCCAAGCUUGUACGAUUCCCCAUCCCACAGACUCAUGAAGACUUGACCGACUUUGGAAAUGGGCCUCUGCAAAAACUUCGCAAUAUGGCGGAGCAGUACAAGAUCUCAUCUGGAUUGUCAACUUCUGAACCCCUAAAUCUGAGCAAGAAAGCUUCAGCCCAAGAGUCCAACACUAACCCUGCCUCAUCAUUCUCCCCACCUUCAUCCAGCAAGAAUCCCAGGUUUCUAAACAAACCAUCAACGCUCUACACCCGUCAUCCUGGCGGCACAGUGAGAAGUGAGGGAAAUGAGACAGAGGACGAUGAAUCCAGCAAAGGUGUUCUGACCCUUUCUGAGUCUGAGAAACAGAACGAGACCCACGAUGCCUCUGUCAAAGCCCCAUCACCCUCAGACAGCCCAAUAUUUAUUUCCGCUCUGAUGCCUGAACUAGACAAAGACGCCAUUGUAGCAACACCAAAACCCAGCUCUCUGAAAGCAGAAUUUCCAGUUCAGCCAGCAAAGGACAGAGACGGCAGAACAGAUGUAGAGGGUUUCAAUCUCAGUCAUGUUCUGCCAAGGAUUGCCAGUGAGAAGGAAGGCAAGAUGGAAAUUGAGGUCCCACUGUCCGUGUUUCGCAACUGGCUCAAGUUGUACGGUCCUUCUUCUAAGCUGCCUGAAGCUAAAGAGCUUCUUGCCUCUCAUUAUGUGGAGUCCUUGGGAAAAAAGAGCUUGUUGGAAAUGGAUAUUUCCCCGACAGACCUGAGAUUUCAUAGUCCUCAAGAUCAGAGUUCCGCUGAGGACCUGAGGCUAAGGCACAAACCAAGCCUCGUGCCAAACACAGAGAAGGAGAAUGACCAGGACUGUCAUUUCACCAGUUGCAAGACUUCAGGUGGCCUUCCAAGAAAAGGGGGAGCUGGUGAGGACAUCUGGCCAGUCAAUCAGCAGGAUAUCAAUAUGUCAUACAAGCUCAAGUCAACAGAUUUAUGGGACACCUAUUCCAAAGAGACUAUGCUUCCCCACAGUCUAACUAAACCCAAUUCCAGUCUCCCGAGAGUGCAAGCACCUAAGUUCUACAUUGAAGACUUGGUUUUCCGAGAGGGAUGCAGAGAUUAGAACUAAAGCCUUCAGCUGUGCUGAUAGUAAACUCCAGCCAUGUAUCUGUGUUUCCCCUGACCACCGAAGACAUGACGACGCUCAUGACAAUCAGGGAAAGACACCAACACCACAUUUAAGCUGUUUCCGAUAAUUAAACUCCUUGUUAACUUAUGUAACAUUAAGAAAGAUAUUAUUUUGAAAUAAUAUGUCAUCAGGUAUUGUAAGUUGCAUGACUUUUAAAGAUGAUAGCACAAACAAGAAAUAAGAAAAUAUAUGAUUUUAAAAAAAACUUAAAUUCUGAAUCUGAAGAAAAUGAGAUUCAUGAGUUUCAUGUUUUAUAUCUCUAUCAAGUAGUUAAUUCCAAUUUAACUUAAGAAAUGUCAUAAUAAAUAUUAGAGCAUGGAGGAAACAAAUGUCAUGCAUGUUUAAAACAAAAAAACUUAUGCUAGCUUUCAUUCCACUUUACUUCUGAAGUUAGCUGAUUUUCAGAAUUUCGAAUUUACUGUAAAGAUGUAAAUAAGAUUUUGUAUUGUCACUUUUUUUAUCUUAAUCCUAAUAAUACUUUUGUAAAUAUUUUCCUGUCUAUAUUCCUUCUGUUGGAAAAACAUUAUUACUGUAAACAUAAAACUACAUGUAUAAUUUAUCAGUAUGAGGUCUCUUCGACGAGUUCUGAAUAUUCUGUACAGAAACAUACCUUGUACAUAAUUUUAAUUGUGAGAAUCAAAUAAAUUCUGCAAAAAUUG
Fundulus heteroclitus (mummichog) is the source of this 2607-nucleotide messenger RNA. RefSeq names its product AT-rich interaction domain 6 (gene arid6). The transcript has 7 exons. Gene Ontology annotation, biological process: regulation of transcription by RNA polymerase II. Bases 206 to 1882 code for a protein of 558 amino acids. Gene Ontology annotation, cellular component: nucleus. Gene Ontology annotation, molecular function: transcription cis-regulatory region binding. Lineage: Eukaryota; Metazoa; Chordata; Actinopteri; Cyprinodontiformes; Fundulidae. The record is from RefSeq and is a predicted model, not a curated record.